AUGAAUACCAAAGCUAGAAUCGAUCUUCUCCUAAUCGGGAAAACUGGAAAUGGUAAAAGUGCAACAGGAAACAGCAUCGUACGAAAAAAGAAAUUUGCAAGCGGCCCUAGUACAUCAUCGUUAACCCAAAACAUUGACAUCGCGAUGACAGAAUACAACGGUCGUCAGAUAAACGUCGUGGAUGGUCUGACAAUUUGUGAUACCAGACUGGACGAUGAGGGGUCAGUUGAGAAGUUAAACGAGGCCGCUAAGUUGGCUCUGGCAGUCAAUCCUGAAGGCUAUCCUGCUUUUCUUCUGGUCCUUAAAUACGGCAAUAGGUUUACACGUGAAGAACAGGAGACUGUUGUUUUGUUAAAGAAAAUAUUCGGAGAUGAUUUUGUUCGUAAUUUUUUUAUUUUAAUCUUGACAUGCGGAGAUGUUUUUCAUCAAGAUCAGGAGGAAACAGAUCAAGUAGGAUUGGUAUUCUAA
Physella acuta is the source of this 468-nucleotide messenger RNA. RefSeq lists its product as uncharacterized. Gene Ontology annotation, molecular function: GTP binding. The record is from RefSeq and is a predicted model, not a curated record. NCBI's taxonomy places the organism in Eukaryota, Metazoa, Mollusca, Gastropoda, Physidae.